Molecule: messenger RNA, 1461 nt
Organism: Pristis pectinata (smalltooth sawfish)
Lineage: Eukaryota; Metazoa; Chordata; Chondrichthyes; Rhinopristiformes; Pristidae
Gene: pycr3
Product: pyrroline-5-carboxylate reductase 3
Exons: 6
Coding region: 160-972 (270 amino acids)
Biological process (GO): L-proline biosynthetic process
Molecular function (GO): pyrroline-5-carboxylate reductase activity
Source: RefSeq, a predicted model, not a curated record
CACACUCUGUGGACGUGAUUCGCAUGUGGGCGGUGCGAGCUGUUGAACCUGAGAGCGCAGCACAGCCAGCCUGCUGCCGAGCCGCACCCCCGGGAGUGUUAUGAUUGGCCACCGAGGGGGCGGUCCGCCGGGUGAGCGGGCGGUGGGCCAGCGGCGGCCAUGGAGGGAGCACUGAGCGUGGGCUUCGUCGGGGCGGGGAAGAUGGCGUUUGCCAUCGCGGCGGGGCUGCUGGCCUCAGGAAAUGUUCAGCCUGAAAAAGUGAUAGCUUCAGCUCCGUCGGACAACAACUUGUACAAAUUCAAGGAGGCUGGGAUGCAGACUACACACAACAAUGCCUGUGUGGUGAAGAAUUGUACCAUCCUUUUCCUGACUGUCAAGCCUUCCAUCCUGCCUGAAGUCCUGAGGAGCAUUUCCCCACUUGUCACACCAGCUCACCUCGUUGUCUCUGUGGCGGCUGGGAUUACCAUAGAAGCACUGGAAAAUUUGCUGCCUUUGGGAAGCAAGGUGCUGCGGCUAAUGCCCAACCUGCCGUGCGUGGUGCAGCAGGGUACCAUGGCGUUCUGCUGCGGAAGCAAUGCCGGGGAGCGGGAGGCCGUUCUCCUAAAGAACCUGGUAUCUGCCUGUGGGUUGUGCGAAGAAAUGCCAGAAUCCUACAUCGACAUCCACACAGGGGUCAGCGGGAGCGGCUUGGCGUAUGUCUACACAUUUGCUGAGGCUCUGACAGACGGAGCUGUUAAGAUGGGAAUGCCGUAUGAAUUGUCAAAGAAGCUUGUAGCUCACACACUGCUGGGAGCUGCGAAGAUGAUCCUGGAGACUGGGGAGCACCCGGCAAAAUUGAAGAGCGACGUGUGCACCCCGGGUGGGACUACCAUCCACGGCCUGUAUCAGCUGGAGAAGGGGAACCUCCGCAGCACCGUCAUGGAUGCCGUGGAAGCUGCGACGAGCCGAGCCCGUGAACUGGGUAAAAAAUAACCAUCACGGCACCAGGAUCUCACCAGAACUAAUUCACGUUUCCAUGAGCUUCACAGAGUUGGGGACUAGUGGGGUACUAAUUCUUCUGAUGUUCGUGAACUUCUUAAAUCUAAUGUUAAGACAUAAACUUCAUAAACCAUCUGAUCUCUAUUAAUAUAAAAUACUAUAUUGCUGACGUGGUUACUGGUAAAGGGCUACCCCUGACUCAAGGCACCAUGAUUAGGAUUGCUUUACAUGAUUAGGUACCUUUACUCUGCUUGACUUGGAGGUCCUUGACACUGCCUCUGGGGUCGGUCAGUGGAAAGGCUGUGCAUUUGUUUUCAUUGGGUAUUGCAAAGAUCAGCGAUGGUGCUUGAAUGCAAAGAACCGGUUUACAUCUGGAUUACUCUGUCCCUUCCUUGGCACUGCUGUUCUCAGAGCUUGGUGCUGCAGUGUGAACAAAGGCUGGAACUUCAGAUUUGUUCUUUUAUAAACAGCACAGUGUAUUCA